GCGCAUGCGAUUCAAAGAUGGCGGGAAAAUUACACUGCUUCCUGAAAAUAACAGCCACGUGAAGCGUACACUAUGCAUGCGUUUUUGAAGGGUGGUGGAUCAAAGUUAAAGGAAAAAGUUGACAAAGAAGGCAAGUCUGGUCCUAGUGGCAGUGGAGGGAGCAAAAGGCAAAUCACACCAUGGGUUGAGAAAUAUCGGCCUAAGUCAGUUGAUGAAGUUGCAUUUCAAGAUGAAGUUGUAGCAGUCCUAAAGAAAUCCAUUGAAGGAAGUGAUCUUCCAAAUCUUCUGUUUUAUGGCCCACCUGGUACUGGCAAGACAUCAACAAUACUGGCUGUUGCACGUGAGCUUUUCGGAAAUGAAAUGUUCCGGACCAGAGUGUUAGAACUAAAUGCCUCUGAUGAGAGAGGUAUCAAUGUUGUCAGAGAAAAAGUCAAACGCUUUGCUCAGCUAUCUGCAUCUGCAACAAGAUCAGAUGGUAAGCCAUGUCCGCCAUAUAAAAUUAUUAUAUUAGAUGAAGCAGAUUCAAUGACAGGUGCUGCUCAGGCUGCCCUGAGAAGAACAAUGGAGAAGGAAACAAAAACUACAAGGUUCUGUUUGAUUUGUAACUAUGUCAGCAGAAUAAUUGGACCUCUUACAUCGCGAUGUGCUAAAUUCCGAUUCAAACCACUAGCCACCUCCAUACUUUUAACAAGAUUGAAAGGAAUUUGUGAACAAGAAAAUGUCAACUGCAGUGAAGAGAUUCAUGACAUUAUUGUACAAAAAGCUGAUAUUUCUGGGAAACAAAAAUCGAUUAUCUGUGAGCGUCUCGGAAUGGUUGAUAAGCGGUUAUCAGAUGGAGCCGAUGAGUACCUACAAAUGAUGGAUCUGUGUACAGUCAUCAUGCAACAGUUUUGUCACGGAGAAUAAAACAAAUUGGUACCAGGGAGUUGACAGUACAAAACAUUUAUACAUGUUCUGAUACUGUUAACCAUACAGUCAUCUGUGAACAUUAAAUGCAAUGUUUUCGUUUGUUAUUAUCACGCAAAUAGUCUACUGUAAAUACUUGAGGAAUCUAUUCAUUUUAUGGUCUGUAACCCCGGGAUAUUGUGUAUUGUCUGUGAAAUGCAUCAUGAGUAAACUUAAUAAAUUCCUAUAGGCCCCCCCGGCCAAAUUGGUAUUGUAACAGCUUAUGCAGUAUUGUGCAGACUCUUUGGAGAGAUAAGUGUAUCAACAAGUCAGAUAUUUAUUACAACAUAUUUGCAGAUCAGUUGAUUAUUGAGCUGUUUCAGUGAGGUUUCUGGGCUGGACCAGUUCUUAAUGUAAGCCAGAGUCAACAGAACAUGUGGCAUUUCAAAAAAUCUUGUACAACUAUUCUUAUACACUAAACCAAUAAAUAAUUAUAUA
Saccoglossus kowalevskii is the source of this 1383-nucleotide messenger RNA. RefSeq names its product replication factor C subunit 4-like. The record is from RefSeq and is a predicted model, not a curated record. Gene Ontology annotation, biological process: DNA repair; DNA-templated DNA replication. Gene Ontology annotation, molecular function: ATP hydrolysis activity; DNA binding; ATP binding. Lineage: Eukaryota; Metazoa; Hemichordata; Enteropneusta; Harrimaniidae. Gene Ontology annotation, cellular component: DNA replication factor C complex; nucleus.